Molecule: messenger RNA, 3035 nt
Organism: Vitrella brassicaformis
Lineage: Eukaryota; Vitrellaceae
Source: the annotation of a GenBank genome assembly
AUGGUCGGUCGUAUGGGUUGUCUUGGCUGGUAGGAUGAGCGUCGUAAUCGGCAUGAGUGACGUGGGCAUACCGUUCUCGUAGUGGAGAGCGGCUGGUGGAGUGCUACAAAUAGACAUCCCUUUGCUAGUCAUUUUAUACGCCGCCGACGGAUGCAGGUCUGCACUCUGCGGCUACACAGGUGCAGUCUACGGUUGAGGAGGUCCAGAGUGACAAGGACCGUCAGCUGGAGCAACGCAAAUCGGACAUCCACCAGGUGAGUGGGUGGAUCAUGAGACAAACGAGGCGGGCGCACACACCCACACACUCACAGACAGACAUCCACACACACAAAUCCCUCUGUCCCCCCUCCCUCUCUCUCUCUUUGUGUCUGUCUGUCUAUCUGUCUGUCGGUCUGUGUGCGUGUCGUCAGGGUGAAGGUCUCUUGACGACGACCCGUGAGCAGCUUCGACAGGCCGAGGACGACAAGGAACGAGUCAGAGAAACGCCAACACACAGACACGCACGCACGCACGUACGCAGCACACCAAGCCAUCUGUGUGUGUGUGUGCGUGUGCAGUACUCUGCUGAGAUAGAGAGGCUGCGUAAUGCGUUGGCCAAGUCGGUCGAGGAGCACACCAGCGAGUCGGGCAAGUGAAUUGGAAUGGUGCAGAGAGGAAGGGAGGGAAGUAGUGAAUGGAUGGAUGGGUGGGUGGGCCGGUGGGUGCACUGCACUGAUUGCUCUGGAGAGAGAUGGAUGGAUGGAUGGAUUGUGUGUGUCUGUGUGUAAGUUGGUUCAGCUCAAGUCGACUUUGGAGGCCGUCCAGAGUGACAAGGACAAGGAGCUCGACCAACGCCAAGCCGACAUCGACCGACCAGGUGAGUGAGUGCAUCAUGAGACGAGCGAGGCGGGCACACCCACCCACAAACUAACAGAAAUACAUCCUUUACCCCCUCUGUAUCCUGUGGCUGACGGCAGCGGCGAGCGGGUCCAAGACCAACCACGACAACGCCAACAGGAGCCCGGCGCGCAAGACACCAGGAAGACACACACAACACACACGAAAGAGACGACACAAUUACAUAACAAUUCCUCCUGUGUCGGUCGAAGUAGUAGGUGCGCGGGAGGGCUCGUUGCCAAUUCGGAGUGAGACGCCCUCAUCGACGGAGACCACUCAGGUACGUAAGUAAGGGAGAAGAAAGAGGAAAGAGUAUUUGCUUAUGUCUCUUCUGUGUUUCCUCUCUUUCCAUACUUGGCCGCUUCGGCGGCCAUCGAUCAGCCCAAGCUGCAGCACCGACUGGUAAUCCCCGAAUACGACAUCCAUCCAUACAUGUGCAGACCCUUCUGGGUGGCUGGCUGGAUCCUGCAGCUGGCUGCUCCCCCCGGUCAUCGCCGUCAGGAGCCCUUCACUGGGAGACCCAAGUAAGCUCAGAACAAGUGCACCAAGUAAGCUCAGAACAAGUGCACCCUCAGACAUAUUUAGACGUCUCAGUCUAUGUCGCCGCCAUGGCCCGCAAGACGGCCAAGGAGGUAAGCUGGUGAGGAUGUGGACAGGGAGGGAGGGAGGGAGCCUGACUUACAGUGGGAGAGUGGGUAUUUUCAGGCGUCGUUUGGAUCGUCAGAUGAGAGCACGUCAACGCCGCCGUGUGUGUGUGUGUGUGUGUGCAGACCGUUUCAUGCCCUGAAUUCCCUCGAGUCGCCCGCGCCAGCACCUGGAGGCCUCAGCCGGCGGCUGAAGGUGCCAGUGUCCCACUGGGGGGAAGGGGACGAUGGCUUCUACGCCAGCUCCUUGACCCAGUGGGACCUGGCCUAUUGGGAGAGGAAGGGGCCGUGGUGCCUGCCCACGUUCGUGGUCCCAGAGGCCUCCUGCUGCUGCCUAGAGCUGGCAACGACCAUGGUGCGCGAGGUGCGGAUGGCUUCCGCUUCCCAACACAGUGGUACACACUCACACACACAUAUGCAUCAGACGCCCACACUGUUGGUCACUGUGGUGUGGUGUGUGCAGCUGACUUGCCGACAGAGACGUGUCAUCCAUCCAUCAGGGACGUGGCGAGUUCCGAGCACACUGCUGAGGUGUACAAAGCCAUCUGCAAACUCUGCUCUCCCUCUCUGGCGAGGGCAUCGAGGUCGGUGGGAUGUGGGAGAGGUGGGAGGGGCGGGCGGCCCAUCUGUGUGUCUGUGUGUCUGUGUGUGUGUGUGUGUGUGUGUGCUGCAGCUGGUGCACCGACAUGUCAAGCUCAACAACUCAGGUGGACCCCGCAGGGCUGCAUGCUGCUUGGCUUCGACGAGUGCAUGUUCGUCGGCCGGCCGCCGACCACUAAGUCACGACGAGCCGACAGAGACGGCUUCCUCCCGGGUGCUGACGGUUUCCGCGUAAGUCGGUCGGCCGACAAGUGACUGCACGGCGCAGAACGGAACUAGUUUUGAUGUGUGUGUGUGUGCUGCCUGUCCUUGCUCAUUUGGCUGGAUGGCGUCCGUCAGGCCCCAGAGGUGCACUUAGGGAAGGAUAAGGCGAGGAAGUGGAGCCCUGCUAGCGACAUCUGGGCGGCUGGAGUUAGCUUGUAGGCAACCGAAGGCACAUACACACACACACACACAUCCUGGCUGCCUGGUGGGUGUAGGUACUUGGUGUGUUUCGAGACGAGCCCCUUCGAGGACAUCGACGAGGACAGGUGGACUGCUGACGAACUCGAGGAGGCAUCCUUGAACGGACAGCUGGUACAAACAAACAGACCCCUCACACUCACACACACACCAGACAGACCAGACAGACAACGACGAGACGAUUGCCCUUGGGUGCCUGCUGUGUCUUCAGAAGGUGAGGCUGCCCAGUGAGGCUGACGAGGACAUGUGCCAGGCGUAUCAGCUGAUCGAGCAGAUGCUCAGAUUUGACCCCCGCGAGCGCCUCACAGGUCGGCGGGCGGGUCUGCGUCGCGUGAACCAAGUGUCGUCCAUGUGUGUGUGUGUGUGUGUGCAGCGAAGGCCGCUCUGCGUCAUCCCUGGCUGGCCGGUCUGGCUGUCGGUGGCGGACCAAUGCCACCAAUGAAUCAUCUGUAG